Messenger RNA from Hypoxylon fragiforme, 441 nucleotides. Its product is annotated as membrane-associated, eicosanoid/glutathione metabolism protein. The record is from RefSeq and is a predicted model, not a curated record. The coding region runs from base 1 to 441 and encodes 146 amino acids. Lineage: Eukaryota; Fungi; Ascomycota; Sordariomycetes; Xylariales; Hypoxylaceae. The transcript has 2 exons. Gene Ontology annotation, cellular component: membrane.
AUGGCUUAUAGAGCUACAAUUGGGCCCCUCGUGCCUGUGACCGGCACCUUCGCACUUCCGUUCUCUGCGUAUUUCACGUUCUUGAGCCUCCGCGUCGUCGGCCAUCGUCUCAAGGAAAAGAAAUACUUGGGUGAUAACGCUUCCAAGAAUGCCGACCCUACCGACAAGCUCUACUUGGCAACCCGUUGCCACGUAAACUUCCUCGAGAAUGCCCCACUCGGUCUCAUGCUUGCAGCGUUUGCUGAGCUGAACGGAGGAAGCCGGAAAGUGAUUACUGCAGCUCUCAGCGCCUUCUUGGCUUUCCGAAUCAUUCACGCGGAGCUGGGUCUUAUCACUGGGAUGGGUAUUGGACGACCCGUUGGCUACUAUGGCUCUAUGGUCACAAUUGGAGGCCUGGCUGGGUAUGCUGCAUACCUCGUGAAGGAAUAUUGGGGCUUGUAA